Messenger RNA from Rotaria sp. Silwood1, 684 nucleotides. The record is from the annotation of a GenBank genome assembly. Lineage: Eukaryota; Metazoa; Rotifera; Eurotatoria; Philodinida; Philodinidae.
AUGACGCAAAGAUUUAUGCGAGCAUUUGAUACAUAUUACAAUCCAGAUGAUGUCUCUUUGCAUCCAUUAUGGCUCGGUACAUUGAUAUUAUUGUGUGUAAUCAUUAUUCUUGGUACAUUAUGUUGUCUACGAAUAAAAUAUGGUUCAUUAUGGAGCAAAUUAUUCAAUCGAUCAUUUAGGAGAAAUAUUGAGAAACAUGACAAUAAUUCAAAUGAUGGCAAACAUGUAACAAUGAGUCAUGCCUAUAAUUGGUCUCCUAUUCAUAUUCCAUUAGAAAAUGAAUCACCGAAAUUUUAUUCACUUAUUCAAAAUAUUCAUAUAAAUACUUUUGACAAACAUUUACCUAUCAAACAACAACAUAAAGAUGAAGAUAAUGAUGAUAGUAAUCAAUAUUCACCUGAUGAAUCCGAUUAUCAUCAAGUAUCUGUACUACCAUCAAUGCAUGAUACACGAACUUGUGAAAUAGCUCGAAAAUUUUAUGCAAGUAUGCGUAAUACUAGUCAACAUCCAAAUUCUUCAUCAUACGACAGUUAUAAUAGUGAUUUAUCAUUAACAAGUAAUCAUUCACCAUCGAUUACAAUUCAUUCAAGUAAAUUUAAACGAGAAGCAAGUAUUAAAUUAUGGCGUACACCAUGUUUUUUUCAAUCAAUACCCUAUACAGAUGGAUUAGCGUUAGGUCUUUAA